Molecule: messenger RNA, 2448 nt
Organism: Macrosiphum euphorbiae (potato aphid)
Lineage: Eukaryota; Metazoa; Arthropoda; Insecta; Hemiptera; Aphididae
Source: the annotation of a GenBank genome assembly
AUGUGGAUAACAAUGAAAACAUAUUACAUACAAGAAGAAGAAGAUAUUGAUGAAAUAUUAUUGAUUAAAAUGAAUGAAUUUAACAACGUUUUUGAGUUGAAUAAGAAAAAUAUUCUGAAAUCAAACAAGAAAACCAUACCUGGUAUGGAUUUAAUUUUGCUCAAUGCAAACCUAACUUCAUUACAAAUUAAAAAAUCAAACGCUUCAAAAUCUCUAUUAAGAAAAAACAGUAAAAUGUAUUAUGUAAGUUGUAUAAACAUCAAAAACAAAAAGGGUGAAUGUUUCAGUUCGUUAAUAGAUAAUUUAUCUGAAAAUGAUAGAAUAGUUAUAAUUAACGGAGUUGUACUCAAACAGUUUACUAUUUGCAAUUCUAACAAAUUAACUGUUUUAGUUCGAUCGCAAGACAAUUCUUCAAUUACCUUAUUUAAAUUUAGAAAUCAUGGAAUCAUCAAAAUGUUAGAAAAACCAAGUUCAGCAUCUAGAAAUAAUCUUUCCUCAUUAACUGGUUCUGGUGUUUAUUCGAUAUAUGGAUUUGUAAAAAAAAUCACAAGAUAUUAUGAUGAAGAGUUAAUAUCAUUAAGAUUGCAAAGUUAUGAUAAAACAAGCAUAAAAACUCUCAAAUAUUUUCAUUUUAAUAGUGGAUAUCAAAAUAUUAUAAAUAAUAAAACAGCAUCUGGUUUGAAAUAUGGUUUUCUUUCAAACAAAGUUGAUAUUUUAGUUGAAACCCCAAGUAAAGAUUUUACGUCGUUGUCACUUAAUCAACAAAUAUGUUUAAACAAUGUAACAGUGGAAAAUAUAAACGAUUCAGACAUAUUUUUACUGCAUAUGAACGGAUAUGCUAAUAAUGUAAAAGUUGUUCCAAUGAAAUGUGUUAAAACUAUUAGACCUACCUAUUUAAUACCUGAUGAUUUAAGACCGGAAAUUCAGCCUAAAUUCGAAAAAUUAUCUGAUGAUGUCCAAUUGGUUUUAAAGGAUAAUUUUCGGGAGUUUAAUGCAAAUAUAACUGCAUUAAAUAAACCUUUAAUUAUUCAACAAAGUCAAUAUAAAAAAAUAAAAUGCAUGAAUUUAUCUGAUGAUGAUGAUGACAUUGUUAAUUUAUCACCGUGUCGAGACUUUUCGUCAUCUACACAGAUUAUUAAAAAGGACAAUGAUGUUCAUAACAAUGCAAGUAAAUUCGGCAAAAAUAAAGUUAAUGCUAUUGAUGAAAAUUCAUUACCUAUCAAACAUUUAAGAUCAGAUGACCAAGUCCAAAAAUAUAAUGACAACUCAUCACUUCCUCCAUCAAAUAAAGAUACCUCUUUGCCUAAAAGUAAAAUAUGUUCUCAAAGAGAUAUUUUACCAAACUCAUCUUCUGAUGGAUCAUGUUCACCUAGUUUCUUUAUGAGUCAACCAGAAUCAUUAAUAUUGAACCGAGAUGACAAGGUCCAAAAAUAUGAUAACAAGUCAUCACUUAUUCCAUCAAAAAAAGAUGCCUCUUUGCAUAAACGUAAAAUAUGUUCUCAAAGAGAUAUUUCACCAAACUCAUCUUCUGAUGGAUCAUGUUCACCUAGUUUCUUUAUGAGUCAACCAGAAUCAUUAAUAUUGAACCGAGAUGACAAGGUCCAAAUAUAUAAUAACAAGUCAUCACUUACUCCAUCAAAUAAAGAUGCUUCUUUGCAUAAACGUAAAAUAUGUUCUCAAAGAGAUAUUUCACCAAGCUCAUCUUCUUAUGGAUCAUGUUCAUCUAGUUUCUUUAUGAGUCAACCAGAAUCAUUAAUAUUGAACCGAGAUGACAAGGUCCAAAUAUAUAAUAACAAGUCAUCACUUACUCCAUCAAAUAAAGAUGCUUCUUUGCAUAAACGUAAAAUAUGUUCUCAAAGAGAUAUUUCACCAAGCUCAUCUUCUGAUAGCUCAUGUUCAUCUAAUUUCAUGAACAGUCAACCAGAAUCAUUAAUAUUAAACCAUAAUAGUUUUAAAUCUAAUAUUUUAAGCCAACCUACCCAGUGUAUAGGUCCUUGUAGACUUAUUCAUACUGUACCAAACAUAUUUGAUAGUAGUGAAAUUGUAAGUGGAUUCUGCACUACAUGCAACGCAUUUGUUCAAAAACGUUACCUCAAAUUGACACCUCAAUCUUCAAAUAUGGUGUACAAGUGUCCUAAAUGUUCUACCAUUGUACACCUUACAUUUUUUUUCAUUAUGAAUUUUAUUUACGGAAAAAAUGAAUCGCAAGCUAUAGAAGUAUGCUGUUACGAUAAAAAGGCUGAAAGUGUUGUCAGGAAAAUUUCGAAGAAGAAAAUAACACUUGAUGAUUAUUUAUCAAACCAAAAUAAUGAACAACUAGUUAUAAGUUCCAUGAAAUCACUUAUAAAUAAUAGAACAAAAGUAAACAUAAUUGUUUGUCUUUCACCAGAGGAUAACAAAAACAUUCUUCUUGGAAUAGAUACAAAAUAUGUUGUUACAACACAAUAA